This is a messenger RNA of Ambispora leptoticha, 981 nucleotides long. NCBI's taxonomy places the organism in Eukaryota, Fungi, Glomeromycota, Glomeromycetes, Archaeosporales, Ambisporaceae. The record is from the annotation of a GenBank genome assembly.
AUGUCAAGUUUACCAGCGACUCCCACAUCACCGCCAUGUACAAAAGCAAAGCCACUUAGAUGUAUCGUCUACCUAGAACCAUCGUCAAGCUCAAGAUUCUAUCAGAGUAUCGACGAAUUCUUUGCACAGACGUAUAAAUUAUUUGGAGCGAAUGAAGCUCAUCAUAACAGUAGUGAUAAUAAAGACGAUGAGGAACAUACUUCGUCAGAUUCAGCCUCUGUUUCGACGAUAACUCGUCAUCAUAAUCAUCCUCGACGACCACGACUAGCUGCUAUAGAGAAAUUAAAUAUAAUUGUUGAGGAAAUUGAUAAUUUUCUUACAAAGAACAAAGAAGAAAUUACACAUCCUCACGUAGAAGGAAUUUUACUGGUGCCACCGGAAUUGCCUUCAAUGUCAUAUCCGUCCUCAGCAGCUUCAUCCGCUCCGUCAACUCCUCGGUCAGCAUCACCGAUUGGUAUUCCCUCCUCGCCAAUUAGUCCAAAAUCCCCGAUACGUCAAGAGCAAUACAAGCUUCAUCGGCGUUCUUCAUCACACUCGUCUUCCUCCUCCAGAUCCUCGCAAUCACGAGACACAUUACAAAGUCUGCUAAUCCCGAUAAAAGCAUGUCAAAAACUUCAUGAAUUUGCUUCACAUCUAGCAAAUUUUUCACGUAAUGACCCAAGACUUGCACCUCCCUUACCAGCCUCAUCGUCAAGUAGCUCAUUUAUUCGACGAAAGAGUAUUAAUCAUAUCUCAUUAGCAUAUUGUGGCGAUCGGUUUGCCAAUCUGGAUGGGGUAAAGGAACGACUGACUGGCGAAGUGAUGCAAACAAUGUUACGGAUGGCGAAGGAAGGAAUUGUGUUUGACGAGGUGAGAGAAGACGCGUUGCAGAAAGCUGCUUGGGAUGUGGUAGUCUACGAACAUGUGAAAUCUUGCAGUCUUUUGGAAGAUAGACAUGUUUGGCGAGAAAUUAAAAGAUGGCGUGUUGCUGAUGGUGUUUAA